Molecule: messenger RNA, 4471 nt
Organism: Leucoraja erinaceus (little skate)
Lineage: Eukaryota; Metazoa; Chordata; Chondrichthyes; Rajiformes; Rajidae
Gene: vav2
Product: vav 2 guanine nucleotide exchange factor
Exons: 30
Coding region: 175-2823 (882 amino acids)
Biological process (GO): regulation of GTPase activity; cell migration; intracellular signal transduction
Cellular component (GO): cytoplasm
Molecular function (GO): protein binding; guanyl-nucleotide exchange factor activity
Source: RefSeq, a predicted model, not a curated record
CCUCCCAUUCUCAUUUACCCUCCUCCCCAAUCCCCAUUUCCAGGAUUAAUCCCCCUUGGAAUCCCAGCAGCUUCUCCAUCUCCCUACCCUGACACUUCAUCCUCUCCUUCCCUUCCCAUCCCAUCCCAUCCCUGGACAUUCCCUCUCCACACGUUCCCCGCACCCAGCUGCAGGAUGGAGGAGUGGAGGCAAUGUGGACGUUGGCUAAUAGACUGCAAGGUGUUGCCCCCCAACCACAGGGUGGUGUGGCCGGCAGCCCAGGUUUUCGACCUGGCGCAAGCUCUGAGAGACGGAGUGCUGCUCUGUCAGCUUCUGCACAACCUGAGCCCCGGCUCCAUCGAUCUCAAGGACAUCAACUUCAGACCACAGAUGUCCCAGUUUUUGUGCCUGAAGAACAUCCGAACAUUCCUGAAAGUUUGUCACGACAAGAUCGGACUGAGGAACAGCGAGCUCUUCGACCCCUUUGACCUGUUCGACGUGAGGGACUUUGGGAAGGUUAUUUCGGCAAUCUCCAGAAUCUCCCACCACAACGUAGUGCAGAGCAAAAGCAUCAGGCCGUUCCCUACGGAGGAGACCGCGGUGGAUGAUGAUGAUGUCUAUCGCAGCCUGGAGGAGCUGGCCGACGAACACGACCUGGGGGAGGAGAUUUACGACUGCGUUCCGUGCGACGAUGACGGUGACGAUAUUUACGAGGACAUCAUCAAGGUGGAGGUGCGGCAACCCAUGCAGAUUAGGUACAUGCAGAAGCUGGGAAUGACAGAGGAUGACAAGAGGAACUGCUGCCUUGUGGAGAUCCAAGAAACUGAGGCCAAGUACUACAAAACGCUCGAGGACAUCGAGAAGAAUUACAUGACCCCAUUAAAGGCCGUUCUGAACCCCCAGGAAAUGGAAGCCAUCUUCAUUAACCUAGAGGAAUUGAUCCGAGUGCAUUACAACUUAUUGAGAGCCAUCGAUCUGGCCGCCAUCUCGGGAGGCAACACUCUUUAUAAAGUCUUCCUGGAUUUCAAAGAACGCCUCUUGAUCUAUGGCAAAUACUGCAGCCAGAUGGAAACUUCACAAAAGACCCUGGACCAACUGAUGGCAUCUCGAGAAGAAAUACGGCACAAAAUCGAGGAGUGUACCCUGAAAGUCCAGGAAGGGAAGUUCAAACUGCAGGAUCUACUGGUGGUCCCGAUGCAACGCAUUUUAAAGUACCAUCUCCUGCUGAAGGAGCUGCUGAGCCAUUCCAACGAUCGCCCUGAGAAGCAGCAAUUGAAGGAGGCACUAGAGGCGAUGCAGGAUCUGGCGAUGUAUAUCAAUGAGGUUAAAAGGGAUAACGAGACGCUGAAGAAGAUCUCUGAAUUCCAGUGUUCCAUCGAGAACCUUCAAACCUCACUGGCAAAUUACGGCAGACCGAAGAUUGACGGUGAAUUGAAAGUUUGUUCCACAGUUAACAGAACAAAACAGGACCGGUACCUGUUUCUCUUCGAUAAGGCUGUGAUUGUCUGCAAGCGGAAAGGCUACAACUACGAGCUGAAGGAGACAAUUGAUCUUCAAGCCCACAAAAUGACCGAUGACCCAAUGAACAACAAGGACCUGAGAAAGUCCCAUGGGAAAAUGUGGUCCUACGCAUUUUACUUAAUUCAUCUUCAGGGCAAACAGGGCUUCCAGCUGUUCUGUAAAACCGAGGAUAUGAAGAGGAAAUGGAUGGAACAGUUUGAAAUGGCACUAUCAAAUAUCAAACCGGAGAAAGCAACAGCAAAUUAUCACAAUUUCCAAAUGAUGACGUUCGACAAGUUCACGAACUGUAAAGCCUGCAGAAUGUUGCUGAGGGGGAUUUUUUACCAAGGGUACACUUGUUCCAAAUGUGGAACUGGAGCUCACAAAGAAUGCCUGGAGACAGCAGCACAAUGCAAGUUAAACACACCGGUCGAUGAUCUGGAUGCUGGGCAGCAGCAGACAGCAGGUCCUAGAAUGCUGGCGGUCCGUUGCUACCAGGGGGUCCCCCUUCCGCCCAUCGGAAAACAAGUCCUCAGUUUCCAGAGCGGAGAGGUGAUUGAGCUGGUCAAGGGGGACCCUGAUUCAACAUGGUGGGAGGGACGAGUCAUUCAAACCAAGCGGUCUGGUUUUUUUCCAAGCUCAGCCGUGAAACCUUGUCCAGUCGACUGCCGACCUGUUAUUAAACCCGCUUUAAAAGAGCUUGACUACAGCACGUACCCUUGGUUUGCAGGGAACCUUGAGCGAGGACAAGCUGACAUCCUCCUAAAGUCACACAUCAGUGGGACGUAUCUUAUUCGAGAGCGGACAGCAGAGGCGGAAAGAUUUGCAAUUAGUAUCAGGUUCAACGACGAGGUGAAACACAUCAAAGUUGUAGAGAAGGACAAUUGGAUCCACAUCACCGAGGCCAAAAAGUUUGAGAGUCUCCUGGAGCUGGUAGAAUACUACCAGACACACUCGCUGAAAGAGAGCUUCAAACAGCUAGACACAGUAUUACGGUUUCCAUACAAACAACGGGACAGGACCGUUCAACGUUCAAACUCACGGACUCAAGCCACUUCCUCCUCCUCUUCCUACAACUUUGCUUUCCUUAGUCCUCAGGGCUUCAGUGUUGGGUCUCAGAAUUCCGCUCCUUUCUGGUCAGUGUUCAAUCCUCGACCCAUUGGCAUGGCGAUCGCACGAUACAAGUUUGCAGCCCGUGACAUGCGGGAGCUCUCGCUGAGAGAAGGAGACGCCGUGAAGAUCUACAGCAAGAGCGGGGGUGACCAGGGAUGGUGGAAAGGUGAAGCAAAUGGCAAGAUUGGUUGGUUCCCCUCAACGUAUGUGGAUGAGGAAGCACUGCCAUGACAGGUGGUACAACGUCACCUAUUCUGGAAGAACUCAGCACGCACAGCCGAUGUCCAAAAUCCAGAGAGGGCUGACAGCAAACAGCUUUUUAAUCUACCUUACUGCCCUUCCUGUUGAGACUUUUGAAUAACCUGCCGACUAAUUUGCCACAAGCAUCCCGAUGUUGUACAUAACUCCCUUUUUUCAGAAAAGAAAAACCCUCAAAGAGUUUAGAAAUAAUUUUCAGUCGUGUGUGUGUGUGUGUGUGUGUGUGUGUGUGUGUGUGUGUGUGUGUGUGUGUGUGUGUGUGUGUGUGUGUGUGUGUGUGUGUGUGUGUGUGUGUGUGUGUGUGUGUGUGUGUGUGUGUGUGUGUGUGGAAGUGUGCGCGUAUGAUUGUGUGCAUUCCUGGGGGACAAAGGGAUGCACGUGAAGUGGGAAUUUUUAUGGAGUAUGGGAAAUUAUUGACGCGAGCCUGUUUGUGUGAGAAUCCUUUCUAAAAUUGUAAUUAUUUUACCAAUGCCACAACGUAUGUGAAUAUUUUACGGAAUGUUGUUAGGCUGAUGCCAAUGUAUAUAUAUAUAGGUUCAUUGUGGGUCGAAUGGCGUUCGAGCUAAAAUUAUUACUGAACUUGUUAAGGGAUGAACUGACAAUGUAAAUUGGUACAAUGUUUUUUUGCACUGCUAACAUGGAUAAUGCAACUGGUUUGGAGAGAAACUGGGAUAAUCUGACUCCUGGUGUGCUGCUUAGAGAGAAGAACCAGGACGUGUACUGUAUUUCAGUGCAAGUCACGUUUGGGAACAAAGAAACUUAUAGGGCUGUGACUGCAACUUGGACUGUAAAUGUUUCACAUAAAGCAACAAAUAAAAGCAACUGUUUCUUUAAACUUUCUGAACGUGGUGCUCAGGAAACUCCAGUCUUUCUUGCGUAGGAAGGUACCGCAGAUGCUGGUUUACACCGAAGAUCGACGCAAAAUGCCGGAGUAACUCAGCGGGCCAGGCAUCUCUGGAGAGAAGGAACGGGUGACGUUUCGGGUCGAGACCUUACUGAGAGUCAGGGGGUGAGGGUGUCUAUUGUGUAUACUUGUAAUGUGUGUCACACACAAGCCUGCACUCAAGAGCCACCAGACUCGAGAUGCCAAGAGUGGGGAAAGUCACAAAUUGAGUUUCUGUAUUCACCCGAGGAUAGUGACUUCUUCAAGACCAUUGGGCUUUAUUGAGUCCGAGGAAGGGAAAUAAUCGGCAUGUUACUCAUCCACAAGGGGUGCCGACGUCAACCUUUGCUCAUUACGUACGUUUUUCCAGCAGGACAAAGGCCAAGAAUGAAAAUCUUCACUGACUAAUCCGCUCCUUCAACCCGGCGUGCUGAGUUAAGUUUAACACCCAGCAUGUCAGAACAUAGUCAAUGUCUACGACUCUAAAGUACACUCCACAGACGUACAGGUUUGUAGGUUAAUUGGCUUGGUAAAAUUGUAAAUUGUCCCGUGUGUGUGUAGGAUGGUGUUGGUGGACGGGAUCGCUGGUCGGCGUGGACUUGGUGGGCCAAAGGGCCUGUGUCUGCACUGUGUCUCUAAACUAAACUAAACGUCCAGGUGUGGUUAGUACCAUGCAUGGCGGGGCCUGAACCUACGGGGCCAUUGUUCUGUGUUGUCUGAUAGGUACUGCUGGAAAUA